CACUACUUGUAACGUUCACAUCGACUACGAUGUCGUUCGCAGCGACUCGCAGUCUUUCUUUCGCUCGAGGUGCUCAGAGUCUUGUUUCUCGACGUUUGAUCUCAACUACGCCAGUGAUACGAGAGGCAGCAGCUACACCGAACCUCGGUAGCGUCCCACCUCCCAAGAGACCGGUUGGUGCAUUCCGGGGAGGAAUUGUAGGAUUCCUCUUCGGAUUCUCUCUGGCAUCCUCAUAUGCUGCUUAUCAUUUACUUGAUGAGUACAAGCAGGCCUCAGCUGCACUUCAAGCCAGCGUCGACGAGCUACAACAGAGUACUCAGAAGGUAUCCGCGCAUAUUAGAAGAAUAGAAGCCGUAGAGAAGGACUUGAAGGCUUUAAGAGAUGCAUCUGCUAGCAAGGAGGACAUCUCCAGGGUUCGCACAGAGAUGAAGAAGUUGUAUGAAGGACUCCACAUAGAAUUCCUCGACCUUCGAGCACAUGUGUGGGGAAUCCAACAAGACCUUCACUCUUUGUCCAAAAAGGAUUCCAGCUCUAUCACGAUUUGGGCUGGUUCUCCCGGCAGAAGUAUCUUCUUACGGUUGCGCUGACGAUGCUUUCACCUGAGAUCAGCCGCCGUCUGCCCAACUUUCUUCACAUCGAAACCAGCCAUCUGAUGCUAGAGACCUUCAGACACUAAAACUCUAAUGCUUCCUACCCACUGCGCCGGAACAUGACCUUCUUGAUGUUCUUCUAUUACGUUGCCAUAUCUUCC
Somion occarium is the source of this 751-nucleotide messenger RNA. The record is from the annotation of a GenBank genome assembly. NCBI's taxonomy places the organism in Eukaryota, Fungi, Basidiomycota, Agaricomycetes, Polyporales, Cerrenaceae.